Molecule: messenger RNA, 2262 nt
Organism: Mesorhabditis spiculigera
Lineage: Eukaryota; Metazoa; Nematoda; Chromadorea; Rhabditida; Rhabditidae
Source: the annotation of a GenBank genome assembly
AUGCCAACAGAGGUCGUCUCAACCAGGGAUUCCAGGUAUCGCCUCAUUUUUCCAUCUCUUCACACCCUCGAUGGGGUGACUAUUAAAGAAGAUGAGUUUGGUGGCCUCCUUGGAGGUAUCGCUGGCAAUCUGAUUAGGGACAAGGUCGGAGGCAAUGCUGGCAACAUCCUAGGAGGACUUGCUGACAACGUCUUCAAUAAUUCCGGCGGAAACCGCGGAGGCGGUGGAGGUGGUGGCGGUGAUAUCGGGAAUCUGAUUGGUGGCUUCCUAGGCGGUGGAGGAAAUAGCGGAGGCGGUGGCUUCAACUUUAACGACAUUGCCGGCGUCAUCAAUUCGAUUCAAGGCGGCGGUGGCGGCGGCGGCGGAGGAGGAGGAGGAGGAGGAGGAGGUGGAUCUGGCGGACCAGGAAUUGGGAGCCUGAUCGGAUCUCUGAUUGGUGGCGGUGGUGGAAACCGCGGAAACCAGGAUCAAUAUGGCGGCGGAGGUGGCAACAUCAAUCCAAACAAUCUGAAUGGAGGCAUGGUGAACAUCAUUGGAAAUUUGAUCGGCGAAGCGGCUCAUCGCUUCCUCGGGGUUGAACCGGCGACGGGUCGUAUUAUCGGAGCCAUCGCGGGCAACGUUAUCUUCUCCCUUGGUGGCAAAGACAACAACCUGGGCAACAUCGGCAAAGUCAUCCUCGACAAUAUCAUUUCCGGAAAAUUCCGCAGAGAUGUUGAUCCGUUCGUGCGCCCGGAGCCCUCACCAUUCCCAUCCGGUGGAGGUGAUGGAGGUGGUGGUGGCGGACCCGUUCGCCCAGCACAAGGCUUUGAGCCGAUUGACUUCUAUGAUGAGCGUGACAAGUGUCUUCAGUCAAAGAAGCUGUUUGAGGAUCCUCACUUCCCGGCUCAAGACUCGAGCCUUUUCUUCUCGAAGCGCCCACCAAAGCGUAUCCAAUGGCUUCGACCAGGAGAAAUCUGUCAAGAGCCACAGCUUCUCGAUGAGGGUCACUCUCGUUUUGAUGUGAUCCAAGGAGAGCUUGGAGACUGCUGGCUUCUGGCUGCAGCUGCCAACCUCACACUCCGUGAUGAGCUCUUCUACCGUGUCGUCCCUCCAGAUCAGUCGUUCACUGAGAACUAUGCCGGUAUCUUCCACUUCCAAUUCUGGCAGUACGGCAAAUGGGUAGACGUUGUCAUCGAUGAUCGUCUUCCCACCGCUGAUGGUGAGCUGCUCUACAUGCACUCGCGGUCAAAGAGCGAGUUCUGGAGCGCCUUGCUUGAGAAGGCGUACGCCAAGCUUGCCGGCUCAUACGAAGCGCUGAAGGGCGGUACCACCUCAGAAGCCCUGGAAGACAUGACCGGCGGUCUUACCGAGUUUAUUGAUCUUCAGGAUCCGCCUCAGAAUCUGAUGCAGAUGAUGAUGAGGGCUAUGGAGAUGGGCUCGCUGAUGGGCUGCUCCAUUGAGGCUGACCCGAACCAGUGGGAGGCCAAACUUCCCAAUGGGCUCAUCAAGGGUCACGCCUACUCAAUCACGGGCAUUCGCAGCGUUGACGGGCCAGAUGGUCAGGAGUGUAUUCUGCGUGUGCGUAACCCCUGGGGUAAUGAGGCCGAAUGGAACGGACGCUGGUCCGAUAACUCCCGUGAGUGGCGAUCGGUGUCAGAUCAGAUAAAGCAGGAUAUGGGUCUGAAGUUUGACCAUGACGGAGAGUUCUGGAUGUCCUUCAAUGACUUCAUGAAGAACUUUGAAAAGAUGGAAAUCUGUAACCUGGGCCCAGAUGUAAUGGAUGAGGUCUACCACAUGACCGGUGUGCGAGCUGCGGCAAACACGUGGGCUGUAAAUAACCAUGAUGGCGCCUGGAUCCGCAACCAAACGGCUGGUGGAUGCAGGAAUUACAUUAACACCUUCGCCAACAAUCCUCAGUAUUUGAUUGAACUGAAAGACUCCGACCCUGACGACGAUGACGAGCUUUGCACGGUCAUCUUCGCCGUGCUCCAGAAAUACCGAAGGAACCUGAAGGCUGAGGGUUUCGACAACGUGCCGAUUGGUUUUGCCGUAUAUGAUGUUUCGAGCUCUGGAGCGCGUGGAAAGAUGGCAAAGCAGUUCUUCCAAGCUAAUAAAUCAAGUAUGAGGAGCCCAGCUUUCAUCAAUCUGCGUGAGAUGACCGGCCGAUAUCGUGUACCCCCAGGCCAAUACCUCGUCGUGCCAUCCACCUACGAGCCCAAUGAGGAAGCCGAGUUCAUGCUCCGAGUCUACACAAAUGGUUUUAUUGAGAGCAGUGAAUUGGAA